AUGCCCCAGCCGCAGCACACGAGGGUGGUAGAACCACCCCCGAGGCCGAAAAGAAGCCUGCUAACUAGCCAGCCCUCUCAUCACAGCAACACUCAUACCGCCAGUGUCAGCAAUCAGACAAGCCAAACAAGUGCUUGGUCUGCUCCUGCUCCUGCUCCUGCUCCUGCUCCUGCUCCUGCUCCUGCUCCUGCUCCUGCUCCUGCUCCUGCUCCUGCUCCUGCUCCUUCUCCUUCUCCUGCUCCUGCUCCUGCUUCUUCUCCUGCUCCAGCUCCAGCUCCAGCUCCAGCUCCAGCUCCAGCUCCAGCUCCAGCUCCAGCUCCAGCUCCAGCUCCAGCUCCAGCUCCAGCUCCAGCUCCAGCUCCAGCUCCAGCUCCAGCUCCAGCUCCUGCUCCAGCUCCUGCUCCUGCUCCAGCUACAGCGAUGCCAACUCGGACUUCACCAAGACAGCAUAGAAUUUACCAAGGUUAUGACGACCUGCGACAACAGCAACCGUCUGCUUGGACCAGUGCCAACCGUCCUGCGGCCACACAGCCUGCUCAAGCUGCACACACUUCUCCCUACCAGUCGGCGGCACAGCUUUCUCGGGCCAAGAGUCGGCAGAGCAACCGAUCUCCGACCCCUGUGAACAAUGCCUCGCGCCAGCCUCAGCCGACGCAGUCAGUGACAAAUACCUCGGGUUACUCUGCUACUCAGUCCUCACAACAGACAACUCAGCCAGAUUCGACGUCGACCUCGACACAGGGCUACAACUACAACCAGUACUCGAACACUGCCAGCGCAAGUGCUUCAAGAGCCGAUCCGUCUAAUGACCGCAUAGGCUACCAGCCCUAUUCCAGCACACCGGCAGCGCCAAGUACGAACACGACCUCCUUCUCAAACUUUGACAAGGCGCUCGAGAAUUAUAACCAAACAAACCACAUGACCUCAUCAACCAGUCAUUCGACACCGGUAUCUCAGAACGUAGCCUCCUCUUACACCACAGCGGCAGAUGUCACACCCAGCGCUUCCCAAUGGGGAACUACUUCGACUUCUCAGACCCGGAACUCUCACAACUACAACACCAAUCAAUCUGCUUCCAGUAACAACUCUUACACCCAACAAUCCCAGGCAGUUCAGGGGUUUAACAUGCGUCCUCAGCCGCCGACAAUGCAGACUAGGAGCUCAACGGCGACGUAUGCGCAGCAAUCUCAGCAGCAUCACCAGCAGCAGGCACAGCGUCAUCAGCAGCAACAGCAGCACACCCAACAACCACAACAACAAACCCAGCAGCAUCAACAGCAGAGUUAUAAUACGUACUCUAACCAACCGCAGCAGCAUACGAGUAACAAUCAGCAGCAGAAUUGGUAUGGUUUUCAGAGUGGGAAUAAUGCCUCGUCGGCGUACAGCUCUGCGACUGCGGCGGCGGCUGGUGGGAGCGGGGGUUACUCGGGAAGUGGGGUGAGUCAUGCUCAUGGGGGAGGUCAUGGGGGAGAAAGUCAUGGGCAGCAGCAUCGGUCGAUGAAUUUGUCGAGUCAUACUUAUAGCAGUAUUGAUGGGGGGGAGCAGGCGUUGUAUGAUUUGUUGAGAAAUAAUCCUACAGGGUAG
Messenger RNA from Podospora bellae-mahoneyi, 1584 nucleotides. RefSeq lists its product as uncharacterized. The coding region runs from base 1 to 1584 and encodes 527 amino acids. The transcript is spliced from 2 exons. Lineage: Eukaryota; Fungi; Ascomycota; Sordariomycetes; Sordariales; Podosporaceae. The record is from RefSeq and is a predicted model, not a curated record.